Molecule: messenger RNA, 2322 nt
Organism: Closterium sp. Naga37s-1
Lineage: Eukaryota; Viridiplantae; Streptophyta; Zygnematophyceae; Desmidiales; Closteriaceae
Source: the annotation of a GenBank genome assembly
AUGGGCCCCUCGUGCAACCCUAACGUCGCCGUCAUGCUCGAGGGCCGAUCGCUCGCCAUGGGCGCGAAGAAGCUAUCCAUGGGCUGGUGGACAGUGAAGGACGCAUCUGAUGGGGAGAACGGCGACGCGCGAUCGACGCUGUUUCUCGACGAAGAUCCGUGGAAAUGCGACGCGAGCGACUCACACGGCGAUUGCCCUGUGCGACGAGCCGACGCAGUCUUCGUGGCCGCGGUACGUGGGGAGUGGAGGGCUGCUGAGGGCUCUGUGUCGCAGCGCGUGCACGCGGUGUGCGCGGCGUACGCGCUGACGGCCGUCACCAACAUGCCUACGCUCGCCCUCUGGUCCGCCGACCGCCACCUGCCCGCCACCACCUUCCGCCACCUCUUCCGCCUCGCGGGCGACCCCGCGCCUUCCCCCACGUCAUCCCGCGAGCGCGGCGAGAGCGGUCGCGAGGGGAGCGUGUGGGUGCAGGACACGCCCGCCGAGGCGGGCAUGCUGAGGCGCGCGCUCAAGGGCCGCCGACGGGUGGCGUUCAAGCCGUGCAAGAACUCGACGGACGGCAGGCCCGCGCCGUCCGCCAGCGGGCUGCCGUUCAAGGUCUUCCUCUCGCCGGCCGUGCGGGAGAAAUCCACCGUCCCCCUGCGCGUGGACGCGUGCGCGUUCGAGCGCGAGGUGGACACGUGUCUGGCCGCGAUUCGCCCGUCGGCCGCCGUGGCGGCGAUGGUGGUGGAGGAGGACCUGGCGCGCGUGGCGGCGUCCAGCGCCGUGCUGAUUGACCUUCUAUUUCCUGCCCCCCUCCUCCUCCCUGCCUUCCCCUUUUCCGGGGCUGCCUACUUUUUCCCUGUCCUCUCCUUCUCACUGCCCCCUUUUCCCAAACACUUUCCUUCUCCCUAUUCCCCCACCUUCUUCCUUUCACCUCUCUCCCCUCCCACCACCCACCAGCAACUGGCAGAAGGCGUGUGCUCCGGGUGCACAGACAACUCCAACCGCUCUGCACCGCACUGCACCAUGCGGCGAGUGACAAUGGAGUACCUGUACGACCCGGGGGUGAGCUUCACAGCGGGCGGGCUCAACACGUCCGACGUCACCCUUCUCAGCAGCUACUUCAGCGCGCUCAGGACCCCGCUCGUGCUCAAGAGCACCCAGCAGCGGAACGCCUCGUGCCGUGUGGAGGAAAGAGAGCCCCCUGCAGGAGAGGAGGGCGAGAGGAGGGAGCUGGUGGAGGGUGGGGAGGCGGGGCGGGUGGUGGGGGGAGCGAAUAGAAGCGUGGUGGCAGGAGAGGGAGGUGCGGGGGGAGGAGGUGCAGGAGGGCUGGUGGUGCAACGUGGGGAGGAUCGAGCGCUUGCGGCGCAUGUGACGCGGUGCUCUCAGCUGCAGGUCGCAGAGCUCUUCACGCUCAGCUUCGCCCGCGGACUGCUGGCAGUCAACCGGUCCUCCAUAGAAGCACGCUUCGUUACAGCGCAAGGCCGCGCGCGGUCGGUGUCGUUUGGAGUGCACCGGUCGGUGUGUGAGUCGGUGGAGAUGCGGCCAAUCACGAAGCAGAAGUGGGCCAUGUUCACCCAAGUGGAAGAAAAGCUGAAGCUCAUGGUGUGCACGAUGCCCAAGGUGGCGGCCAACUCGUGGCUCAUGUGGCUGCGCGCCAUGCUGGGGCAGCCGCACCCAGAGGACCCCAUUCUCGCCCUGGACCCGCGGCGGGCGGGCUGGCACAUGCUGACGCUGCACUUCACGGAGCAGCAGGCGGUGCAGCAGGUGACCCGGCCGGACUUCUUCAAGUUCACCUUCGUGCGCAACCCCUUCUCCCGCGUGCUCUCCGCCUACUCCAAUAAGCUCGUCAUCACGGAUACGCCCAACAACAAGACCGGGCCCGGAUCCAGAGAGUACUGGAAUGAGCAAUUCUUCAAGUACAUUCGGCCGCAUUGGGAGAAGGUGAAGGGAAAGGACGACCUGGUGUCGUUCCCUGACUUCGUGAAGCUCGUGGCGAAGCUCAUGCAGAACCACCGCUGGCGCAUGGACCGCCACAUCGCAUCCCAGUCGGACAUUUGCUUCAUGGACAAGAUCAAGUACGACUUUGUGGGGCGGUUUGAGAAUCUGGAGGAGGAUGCCAAGUAUGUGGUGAACCGAUUCGGAGGCGACCAUCUCGACAUCUUCAACUUCGGCGUCAACGCGCACCAGACCCGCGCCGAUGAGAAGCUCGCAAAAAAAUACGACAAGGAAACAUACGAGCUGGUGAAGCGAGUGUUCGCGCGCGAUCUACACAUCCCUCUCAACAACAUCACUCAACAAGCCCCCUCUGUCCUUGUGGCCAUGUUCGAGACAAAAUAA